Molecule: messenger RNA, 3393 nt
Organism: Parnassius mnemosyne (clouded apollo)
Lineage: Eukaryota; Metazoa; Arthropoda; Insecta; Lepidoptera; Papilionidae
Source: the annotation of a GenBank genome assembly
AUGAAUCAAAAGAAAGUUUUGCACAAACCUUCAUUAUCGUAUACAAGCCAUCCUGACUAUCGCAAACCUCCAAAAAUUGCCAAUCCUUACCUCCAAUGCCUUGGGGCGCCACACGUCGAUUCUUUCAACUAUAUGCUCCAUGAAGGAUUAAAAGCGGCUUUAACAGAUCUGGUUCCUGCCGAAUUUGAACUACCUGGUGGGGAAAAAGUUAAAAUCACAAUCGAUGAAGCUGCAUUCGCGAAACCAAGUGUUCCAAUGGAUGUAGUCGGAGUUAAAAACCAAAGAGUCCUCCCUACAGAAUGCCGACAGAGAGCAGCUACAUAUAAGGGAGAUUUUAAAAUUAGAAUGACAUUUACUGUGGACAAUAAGUCAAUGACAAUUGAUAGAUCUUUAGGAAACCUUCCUGUCAUGAUAAAGUCUAAAAUCUGCCACUUGGCCGACCUGUCACCUGAAGAACUAGUUCAACACAAUGAACAUGCAGAUGAAUGGGGUGGAUAUUUUAUAAUUAAGGGUCAUGAGCGAUUAGCACGUAUGUUAUUAGUAACUCGACGAAACUACCCAGUGGCUAUCAAGCGUUCUGGAUGGAGGAUGAGAGGCAACUUGUUCUCGGACUACGGCGUACUUGUAAGAUGUGUGACGCCAGAUCAGACCAGCACUAACAAUGUUCUUCACUUUCUACAAAACGGUUCUUGCAAGCUUAUGUUUUCUCACCGUAAGACGAUGUAUUAUGCCCCAGUGCUGCUUAUAAUAAAGUGCCUUGUGGAUUGGACGGAUCACUUUAUAUACAGACUGCUUUUGCAUGGAAAAAAGAAUGAUUUGUAUUAUGUUAAUUGCAUUCAAAACAUGCUUCGCGAGCUCCACGAGGAAGGUCUCCACACUUCGGAAGAGUGCAGGUCUUACCUCGGUAGAAUGUUCCGGCCAAAACUGACAGAGUUGCCUCCGUGGGCCUCUGACACAGAUGCUGCAGACUUCCUUUUAAAGAGAUGUGUCAUGAUACAUCUUAAGGAGUACAAGGAUAAAGUCUAUUCAUUGGUAUACAUGGCCCAGAAGCUGUAUGAUGUGGUGCAGAAUAAAUGUAAAGUAGAAGGAGCCGAUGCGGUCAUGGUACAAGAACUGCAAGUGGGCGGCCAUUUAUACCUUCAAGUGCUGAAAGAGCGGCUACAGACUCUGUUAUACGUUGUCAAGGCAAAUAUCUUGAAACGUGUGAAGACAGCCAAAAACUUUGUCAUGAGUACGAAAGAACUACAAAACAUCCUCCGGAUGGCGGGCAGCUUCGAAAACAAGAUGGAGACCUUCCUGGCGACAGGCAACGCUCCAUCUAACAACGUCAACUUGGCGCAGUACAAAGGGCUAACUAUCGUCGCCGAAAAUAUCAAUAGGAUGCGCUACAUGUCGCAUUUCAAAGCAAUCCACCGUGGUUCGUUCUUCAUGGAGAUGCGUACAACGGAGGCUCGGCAGCUGUUGCCCGAUGCCUGGGGCUUCGUUUGUCCCGUGCACACGCCCGAUGGAGCUCCGUGUGGUCUUCUAAAUCAUCUCACAGUGUCGGCGCAGGUCACGCAACAUCCAGAUCCAAAACUGUUGGCAUCGCUUCCCUUUGUACUGGAAAAAUGCGGCAUGGAACCCAUUAGCUCCGUAACCCACGAGAAACUGUCGCACGACGUAUACAAAUACCCAGUGUUCAUAGACGGCCGCCUGGUCGGUUACUUCGCUGAGGACACGUUGGAGAAGUCCACAGCUUAUCUACGGACCUUGAAAAUAAAGGGACAGGACAUGCCUAUUACCACUGAGAUUGUCGUCAUUCCCAAGAAACAGAUUUGCGCGCAAUACGCCGGCGUGUUUCUCUUCACCAGCGAAGCGAGGAUGAUGCGACCGGUCAUCAACCUCUCGAACAGCCAACUCGAACUCAUCGGCACCAUGGAGCAGCUGUAUCUAGACAUUGCGGUCACGCAGACUGAGAUUUACAAAGGAAGAACGACACAUUUAGAGCUGUCAAAGUCCGCGUUCAUGAGCAACCUGGCUCAGUUGGUCCCCAUGCCGGAUUGCAAUCAGUCGCCGCGAAACAUGUACCAAUGCCAGAUGGGUAAACAGACCAUGGGCACGCCGAUCCACACGUGGUCCACGAACGGGGAGACCAAGUUAUACCGGCUGCAGACGCCCGCAACGCCAUUGUUCCGACCCACGCACUAUGACAACGUCGGCUUGGACGACUAUCCCUGCGGAACCAACGCUAUAGUGGCAGUUAUCUCUUAUACCGGCUACGACAUGGAAGACGCGAUGAUAAUCAACAAGUCAUCAUACGAGCGUGGUCUGGCUGCCGGCUCGGUGUACAAGGCGGACUUCAUCGAGCUCAAACACGCCUCCUCGUAUUUCUGGCGCGACCCCAACAAACCAGAACUCGCUACGCACAUCGACGAGGACGGCCUUCCAGCAGUGGGGGCCCGGGUUCAGCCUGAGGAUCCUUUCUAUUGUUUCUACGACAGCGAGAAGAGUCAGUUCGUGGUGUCGAAAUUCCACGGCAAGGAGGAAGUGUUCGUGGACAGCGUGCGGCUGUGUGGCGACUUCUCGCCUCGCGCCCCGCGCAGAGCCUGCGUCGUGCUCAGGAUACAGCGCAACCCAACAGUGGGCGACAAAUUCGCGUCACGCGCUGGACAAAAGGGCAUCUGCUCCCAGAAGUGGGCCGCCGAGGACCUUCCCUUCACGGAGACCGGCCUUAUCCCCGACAUCCUGUUCAACCCGCACGGAUUCCCAUCGCGAAUGACCAUCGCCAUGAUGAUCGAGUGCAUGGCGGGGAAAGCGGCCAGCCUGCAUGGACACGUGCACGACGCGAGCCCGUUCCGUUUCACGGAGGACGACACGGCCAUCAACUACUUCGGGCGGCUGCUGGAGGCGGCCGGCUACAACUACUACGGCACCGAGCGCCUCUACAGCGGCGUGGACGGACGGGAAAUGGACGCCGACAUCUUCUUCGGCGUCAUACACUACCAGCGGCUGCGGCACAUGGUCUCCGACAAGUGGCAGGUGCGUACGACGGGAGCCGUGGACGCGAUGACGCGGCAGCCGGUGAAGGGGCGGCGGCGAGGCGGCGGCGUGCGGCUGGGCGAGAUGGAGCGCGACGCGCUCAUCUCGCACGGCGCCGCCUUCCUGCUGCAGGACCGCCUGUUCCACUGCUCUGACAAGACCGAGGCAAUAAUCUGCACAAAAUGCGGCACUCUCCUUGGUCCGAUAGCGAGCAAACUCGACGAGAACAAAGAGAGCUGUCGUCUGUGCGGCCAAGGGAAUCUCGUCUCUAUCUCCAUACCGUACAUCUUCAAGUUCUUUGUCACACAGCUCGCCGCAGUCAAUAUCAAUGUUAAAAUCAAUUCCAGCGGUCGUUUCGCUAUUAAAAGUUGUUAA